This is a messenger RNA of Rotaria socialis, 1947 nucleotides long. The record is from the annotation of a GenBank genome assembly. NCBI's taxonomy places the organism in Eukaryota, Metazoa, Rotifera, Eurotatoria, Philodinida, Philodinidae.
AUGUCUCUCAUCACGAAAAUUCGUUACCAUGAUUCCAAUGGAAUUCCACGUACAAAAAAUACUCGAAAAUUUCAAGCUACUACUUCGUACGAGACAAUACGCACAUGGAUUGCAAAAUGGUGGGGCCUUGAUAAAACUAAGGUCAAAAUCGAAAUCAAGGAUCAACCUCAUGAAUUCGUCACUUUUGAUCAGGAUUAUAUAAACGACUAUCAUCCUUACGGUGUCGAUAGACAAACACAGAAUAGUGGAGCACACUCCAAUACUGUGACUCCACCGUUUAUUGAAUUACGUCUAAGAGGAAAACACAAUCAAACUCAAAAUUUGACUCACAAUGGUCUUCAACAAGCAUCAAAUGCAAUUCUUUCGACUGAUGUGCAGCAGUCUCAAAGACCAGCAGACUCAGUCGUUGAGCAACCUCAAGAUGACUGUGAGGACGCUUCGUCUUCAUAUGAUUCUUCACGUUUGUACUCGUUCGAUGGCCCAGUGAAGCUCGAUGAAGAAACUAUUAAACUCCAAGUAGAUGUCAAUUAUUUUCUUCGAAAUCAAUAUGAUAGUGAGCCAUGUAUGAUAUGUAUUCAAGGCAAUAAGGAUGAGCUGAAAGGAAAUGCCAGAAAAAAGAAAGUGGAGCCAAAAGUCAAGAUAGAAAAAGGCAAUUUAAAAAAAAAAUACAAUUUAGAAAAAGACAUUUCAAAACAAGAAAUACAGAACUGGGCUUUGCUUAUCUUUCUUCUGGUCGAAUUCUGCAAAGAUGGGACCCGUGACCUCUUCUAUAAUGCUUGGCGAGGCUUCGCCACAAGUGGCGACAACAAAACGGAUCAAACUGAUCUAUCAAUCAAUGAUGUAACACAGAAAGAAAGUCAAAAACGUACUAAACGUCCAAAACCGUAUGUUAGAAUCCCUCUCACUAUGAAGAUUUUGAAUAAUGGAGUCUAUCUGAAUUUACGAACGGAAGUGAUUCGUGAAACAAAAACACACAACCAACCGCUGGAGAAGUUCUGUCAGUUGGCCGACAGAUAUUCUCCUGGCACAGAAUAUGAAACAGAUCGUCUGGCUUUUUUGCUCGAAAAGAACGGAAAACCAUUAUGGAAUAGCCUUGCACUCUCAAAAUCUAUGGCUUUUGGAUAUGAAAAAAUGAUCAAACGUAAAAAAGUCAGUACCAUCGACGGGAAAUUCAAUGAGUUAAUAGCCGAACUCAAAAUGAAACGAAAGAAAAACUUUAAUCAACCCGAGUUGAAACGUCUUCAAAAGCCUAGACGAUCUACGAAGCAUCGCAAGCAAACGAUGGCGACUAGUUUAGUGACCAGUCACGAAACACGUACACUAAAUGGUCACUGUCUACAAAGAGUGGAAGACUUGACAUCGUUCGAUAAUCAGCAGUCGCAAGAGACAAAUAUUCCAAUGGGGAUGCAACAUCACAUCGUGGCAUCUUCGGAUCGAAUGACAAUUAACAGAUCCACUUCUAAGGAACUGGUCACACCGGUAGUUCAAUUGAUCGCUCCUGCCAACUUUCAAGUUUCUAAUACUGAAAAUUUACUUGAUAAAACUCACCAGGAACUAGAUGGCUUUUUGGAGCAACCAAAAUUAACUCAAAAUGUUGAUAACUCAAUAAUGGAAAUUGAUUUAGAUUCACAGAAUGGAAAUGUUAAUGGUGCACAUGUCAACUCGUCGUUAUACUCUAACUGUUCAGUCGAUGAUCUGUAUCGACUUAUCGAUUCCACUUUAGAGACGCUUCCAGAAGAUCCUAAUUUUUGGCAAGAUCUCAGUCAAUUUGAUCCAAAUACCAAUGGUUUUAGCGAAGCUAUCGAGAAUCUAAGGCAGUUAAGAUGCCAACUCUCUCUACGUGUCGACUGCUCUGGUGACUUCGCCAAUGAUGCCGGAGAAAUCUCAACUGAUCUCAACUUGAUGGCAAAUGAAGAAGGAAACGAUAAUAGUUAUGAUUUCCUCUAA